GUAGUUGCCACUGGGAGAUUCUGGUGUUCCAUGGCAUUCCCGCCUCCCCAGCAGAGCGGUGGCCGCUCGCUCUGGUGAACAUCUCUUUAUGCACCUAGACCCCCCUGACCCCAUAGAAAGGCCCAAGUUUGAUGGUGGAGGAAGGAUUGGACAGGUUGCUGGGGAAAGUGAGUGAUCCAUUUAACCAAAGAGAUGUCGGCUUAUUUAUAAGAAUUACUUGAAUCCAGAGUCAUGGUGGAUGUAGGAAAGUGGCCAAUCUUCACUCUGCUCUCACCUCAAGAAAUUGCAUCUAUUCGGAAAGCAUGUGUCUUUGGCACCUCAGCCAAUGAAGCCUUGUACGUUACUGACAAUGAUGAGGUCUUUGUAUUCGGACUGAACUACAGUAACUGUCUAGGAACUGGAGAUAAUCAGAGUACACUUGUACCCAAAAAGCUAGAAGCCUUAUGUGGAAAGAAGAUUAAAAGCCUUAGUUAUGGGAGUGGACCACAUGUCCUUCUCAGCACCGAAGAUGGAGUCGUUUAUGCCUGGGGGCACAAUGGAUAUAGCCAGCUUGGGAAUGGGACCACCAACCAAGGCAUUGCUCCCAUCCAAGUCUGUACCAAUCUCUUGAUCAAGCAAGUGGUUGAAGUAGCUUGUGGCUCACAUCAUUCAAUGGCUCUGGCAGCUGAUGGAGAGGUAUUUGCUUGGGGCUAUAACAACUGUGGCCAGGUGGGAUCAGGAUCUACAACGAAUCAACCAACUCCUCGAAAAGUCACAAACUGUUUACAUAUUAAGAGGGUGGUUGGCAUUGCUUGUGGUCAGACCUCAUCCAUGGCUGUUCUGGACAAUGGUGAGGUCUAUGGCUGGGGUUACAAUGGCAAUGGUCAGCUAGGCUUGGGAAACAAUGGCAAUCAGCUGACCCCUGUGAGAGUGGCAGCUUUGCACAGUGUGUGUGUGAACCAGAUUGUCUGCGGCUAUGCACACACUCUAGCACUAACAGAUGAGGGCUUGCUCUAUGCCUGGGGAGCUAACACGUAUGGGCAGCUGGGAACUGGCAAUAAAAAUAACCUGCUAAGCCCGGCACACAUCAUGGUGGAGAAAGAAAGGGUGGUAGAGAUCGCGGCUUGCCACUCGGCGCACACGUCGGCAGCCAAGACCCAGGGCGGGCACGUGUACAUGUGGGGCCAGUGCCGGGGCCAGUCGGUGGUCCUGCCUCACCUCACCCACUUCUCCUGCACCGACGACGUGUUUGCCUGCUUUGCCACGCCUGCCGUCUCGUGGCGCCUCCUGUCUGUAGAACAUGAAGACUUUUUAACAGUUGCUGAAUCACUGAAGAAAGAAUUUGAUAGUCCAGAAACUGCUGAUCUGAAGUUUCGAAUUGAUGGGAAAUAUAUCCAUGUGCAUAAAGCUGUUUUGAAAAUCAGGUGUGAGCACUUUCGCUCCAUGUUCCAGUCUUACUGGAACGAGGAUAUGAAGGAGGUGAUAGAAAUAGACCAGUUUUCUUACCCAGUGUACCGUGCCUUUCUCCAGUACCUCUACACAGACGCAGUGGACCUGCCGCCCGAGGAUGCUAUAGGUCUUUUGGACUUGGCCACGUCUUACUGUGAAAACCGACUGAGAAAGCUUUGUCAGCACAUUAUCAAGCGCGGAAUUACUGUCGAGAAUGCGUUUUCACUGUUCUCUGCUGCAGUCAGAUACGAUGCAGAGGACUUAGAAGAAUUCUGCUUUAAGUUUUGCAUCAAUCAUUUGACAGAAGUUACACAGACUGCAGCAUUUUGGCAAAUGGAUGGCCCUCUGCUAAAGGAAUUCAUUGCUAAAGCCAGUAAAUGUGGAGCCUUUAAGAACUGAAGCCCACGGCCCUGGGUGCUGUGAGUGCUCUGGGGCGCGGGCGCCUGGCGUGCUUUGUGCUGUGUGGGGGAUGUAAUUUUGCAGGUAAAACCCCAUCCGGUGGGUUUUUAUUCCACAUCUGAGACACAGCGCUCCGCGUAGGAAUAUAUGAAGGAUGUACAGCGUUUCCCGAACCCACUUUGAACAACUCUUAUUUCCAGACACGUGUAUCUCCAAUGUGACCUUGAUUUGGCUGGAACAUUGUAAAGGGGGGAAAGCUUAGCUGCUGGUUAUUUUGCGUGUUGUUUUUGAUGAGAGGACCCUCUGAACUUGGGAAGGGGGAUCUGAGGCGAUUCCCCAGGUUCACACACUGACAGCCCUUUGACACCGGGAAGGGGGAUCGUUUGUGGGUUGUGAGAUAGUCCCAGAGGCCCCACCCUGAGCCAGGGAUGCUGACCUUGGGACAUGUUGAAAUGCUGCGUUAGUUGCUAGUUCAAUAGCCAUACUGUGAAGGUGUAGUGGAGGGAGUUUGGGGCUUUUGUGAAGGUGUAGUUAGGGUAGUUUGCAGUGUUUGCACCACUGGGGACCUUUUUUGACUUCAUGAUUGUAUCAAAGUAAUAGUGUAACAGGAGUCCAGCGUGUCGAGAUGAUGAACGUGUAGAGAUGAACUUCUCAGUCAGCCGAGAUCUCUCGUGAGUCUGGACUACCUGUGAAAAGUUGAUAAUGAAGGAGUUUUGGACAAAGGUCAAUAUUUUAUGAAUUAGAAUCUCCACUACUAUCCAACAGUGUUUUGUUUUAUUAGGACAGAGUCUGAGAACUGAAGUUUAAAUUACCGCUCCCCCCCCCCCCCCCCCGCCCUGUUUCCCCUCGAAAUGCUCAUCAUGGGAGGAAAGUAAUGACAUGCUCAGUAUAGCCUUGCCUUCCUAAAUUACGGCUGCUGGAUCGUCAGAUCUAUUGUAUCCCACUCAGAGAAGUGGUUCUUAAAACCACCUUUCUGGCAGGUCUUGGAAUGCGUUUUAGCCCUUUUAUCUAGGCCGAGUAUCACAGAUUUGCUUAUCUGUAACCUCAUUUUAGAUUUCCUCACCUUUUAAUUGUGUUACAUAUAAUAUUUCGCACAGCUUUCAUUUUAGAUUUCCUCACCUUUUAAUUGUGUUACGUAUAAUAUUUCACACAGUUUAACUUUGAAAAAGGAUCAAAAUUAUGGUUUCGCUGAAAGAUCCUAUUUAAAAGGAUCUGUUCAGUUUGGUUUGUAUUUUUUGUUUUGUUUUUUUGUUUUUGUUUUUGUUUGGUCUGAUUAUGAAACGUGACUUUGGGAGGAAGAGUGUUCAGCUUUGGGUUCUAUCACGUGUGUCCGUUGAGCCCCCUGUAAGAACAGAGCUUUGUUCUGCUCUCUGGCCCACGGACUCAUUUCCAUUUGUGAACUCUUUCCUGCUUGGAAGUUCCUUCCUCUGAACUUGGAGCCUAAGUACCUUUUCGGAGCCAAAUUAACCAGAGGGUGAAGAAGAUACGCUGCAGCUGCUAUUUUUAGCAGUGUUUCUAGGUGUGUCUAGGGGGUUGAGUGGGAGUAAGGGCCCCAAACAUAGUUCAUUGAUAAGAUGAUUAUAAAUCUAGAGAUCCCAGUUCCCUUUUCUUGACCAUGUCACAGGUGAUUGAAGCCCAGUCAAUUAUUACAUUAGACUUACUUCUGCAACAUGAUAGAACUUUUCUUACUAGGUUGAUAAAUGCACAUUAAUUUGAUUAUUAGCUAUGAUGGGUAGUGUUUGUAACAAUCACUGUUCCGUAGGCUUAUGAUCUGGACAACCAAGAACUUCAGUAUGUUUACUAUUACUCUUACUUGAAAAAGAAAACUUAAAAAAGAAGCACAAAAUAAAGCAGUAGAUCCAUUUCCGCAGAUUGUUCAUUCAACAGAUAUUUACUGAGGUUCCUCAUAUACGUGAAGAGCCACUUUUCAUAGUAGAUUACUGAGUAAUUCGUACGAACAUGUGCGUAGUGAAGAAAAUGGGAGUAAGUCCUUUGAAAAGUACUUGAGUAUCUUUUUUUUUUUUUUAAAUACACUCUUAUUUUUCUACUUGGUUUUAUUGUUAAUCAUAGCAGGAAAGGAAAACUGUUCUUUGAAUUUUUUUUUUCAUCUGAUGUAAUAAAGAAAGCCAAAGUAUUCAUAUUUCUUAAGCUAGCCCUAAAUGUACUCUUGAACUUUUACUGGAACAAUGUUUGAUACUCUAGUGUAUAGACUGUAUUUAUGUAACAUUUAGAAUGACAUAUUAAUAAAUAAUCUAGUAAGACGUG
Molecule: messenger RNA, 4092 nt
Organism: Canis lupus familiaris (dog)
Lineage: Eukaryota; Metazoa; Chordata; Mammalia; Carnivora; Canidae
Gene: RCBTB1
Product: RCC1 and BTB domain containing protein 1
Exons: 13
Coding region: 232-1827 (531 amino acids)
Molecular function (GO): protein binding
Source: RefSeq, a predicted model, not a curated record